AAAAUUGCAGAGGAGAGCAAUCGGUACGCAGCCCGGACACUCAUCGCGCGAGCUCGAAGAAUACGAGAUCGCCAAUUACGAUGCAAAAACCGAGGAUCAAGGUCAUCGGACGUUGAGUCAUUGGCCCAGAUACGAGAGCGACUAAGCCGUAUGGAGUCGUUCGCACCACAUGAGUAUGCGCUUGUGUUUGGGCUCUUGAUCGCAUGUAUGCUCUGUCCCCAUAAACGACGCUUAUCUAGCCAUUGGAGCACAACAAGAGCUGGGGUAGUCCCUUAA
Molecule: messenger RNA, 276 nt
Organism: Phytophthora sojae
Lineage: Eukaryota; Oomycota; Peronosporomycetes; Peronosporales; Peronosporaceae
Exons: 1
Source: RefSeq, a predicted model, not a curated record